Dermacentor silvarum is the source of this 995-nucleotide messenger RNA. RefSeq names its product E3 ubiquitin-protein ligase MARCHF3. Gene Ontology annotation, biological process: protein ubiquitination. Gene Ontology annotation, molecular function: ubiquitin-protein transferase activity; zinc ion binding. The coding region runs from base 67 to 984 and encodes 305 amino acids. NCBI's taxonomy places the organism in Eukaryota, Metazoa, Arthropoda, Arachnida, Ixodida, Ixodidae. The record is from RefSeq and is a predicted model, not a curated record. The transcript has 4 exons.
CUUAGCAAUCCAGCAUUCUGCAGCAGGGACCAACAAGGACACCCGCAAGCGCUCUGCCAGAAAGUCAUGAGUCACUGCAUCGCGAUAGAGGAGGCCUCCGAAGACGCGUGUCUCGGAAGCCGCGACGUGACGUCGGUUGCGCCCGCACAGUUUCGAGCCACCGCCGUCUACUCGAACGGGGAGAAUCCUGCGGACAUUGCCGUUUCCGGAACCACUACGGCGCCUUCCUUGAACACUCCGGCGGCAGACGUGGUGCUUCCGAUGGACGACCUGGUCACCGUCGGGUGGUCCGGGAAGGAGUACCUCUGCCCAGACUCGUCCGUGCAGGUGGACGAGGCCUUCCACGACCCCUGCUUGGUGUCCGCGGUCAAGCAGUGUCCGACGUCGCUCGACUCGGUCAGUCUGAGCAGCGACGGUGCACCGGCGUGCCGAAUCUGCUUCUUCGGAGGCGGAAAAGAGCCGCUGCUCGAGCCGUGCAAUUGCCGUGGCACAAUCGGAUUCGUCCACAGGGAGUGCCUUGAGCUGUGGAUUCAGCGCACGGUAAACCCGCAGUGCCAGGUCUGCCACUUUCAGUAUACUGUCACAAAACAACCAAAGCCGGCAUGGCGUUUGCUGUCGGACGCCGAAGCCCGCCGGCCGGUGCUCGGCUACCUGGCGCUGGGAGCUCUCUUCGUGGUCAGCACCGCCUUCGUUUUUUCGCUGGCCUGGUUGUACGCGGUGCGCCUACCGGCCCGCGUAGGAGACAACACGGCCGCCGUGGUGGUCGUGCUCCUGUCCGUGCUGCACUUCUUGUGGCUCUACUUUCCCUUCGUCAGCUUCCUGUACUCCAUCAGAGCGUUCAAGGAAUGGCACCGAAGCAGCGCCUCCGUGAAGCUUGUACUGGAGCCCGGUGAGAACAGGAGGAAACUCCCGUCGUUCUUCAGCGUCCAGCGUGCCGGCAAGGGAUCUCAAGAGCCCGUGAUAUCCACCGGCAGCGCUCAAUAAAGACGCCAGUG